AUGGGUGCGACCCUCGUAUCCAUCAGCCGCGCGACGGCUGCGGGCGCAUCCGCAACUUUCCACAAGGGCGGUUGUCGCAUCUCGAACCUGGCAGGCGAAGUGGUCGUGGAUAUCCCAAUGAUUGACAGACUGUACCGCAUCACAAACGCGAGCAAGGAUUUCGCUGUGCCCGCUGCCGAGAAAGUGCCACCUGCAAAAGGAGAGUGUGUAGUCAGCAUCGACGAGCUCCACCAGAUGAUGGGCCAUGUCUCGUACAAGGUUGCGCGCGCAGUCGUCACGAAGGGCCUUGCAAAGGGCAUUGUGCUCGAUUUGACACCCGCACCAGCUGUCUGCAAUGCGUGCGAGAGCGCAAAGAUGACGCGCAAGGCAAUCGCGCGCAAACACGUCCGGCCGCGUGCCGAGAACAUCGGAGAUGAGCUCCAUUCGGACCUGUGGGGGCCCGCGCCCGUCCAGACGCUCGGCGCGCGACACUACAACUCAAUGUUCAUGGACGACUGCUCG
Trametes versicolor FP-101664 SS1 is the source of this 501-nucleotide messenger RNA. RefSeq lists its product as uncharacterized. The record is from RefSeq and is a predicted model, not a curated record. NCBI's taxonomy places the organism in Eukaryota, Fungi, Basidiomycota, Agaricomycetes, Polyporales, Polyporaceae. The annotation marks the transcript as partial. The transcript has a single exon.